UGGAUGCGUCAUUUUGUCCGGUUCUGUACGUGUUGCCGGGAGGACGGUCCGAGCUCGGGGUUGGACUCGAGUCAGCAAUUGCGCGGAACGGGGUCCGGCUUCGCGAGUGGAGGAGUGCUCCGAUUGGGUCGUCGACUGCCAUUCUGGAAGCCCUCAGCGGAGAUCCGAAGCGAGUCGAGCUCGAUCUCCUUGGUACUCGCCCCGUGCUUCCAAAACCCUAACUCGAUCUCAGAUCUCAGUCUCUUUUACUAGGUUUUUGUUGCUAACUCAAAGGGAUUGCAGCUCGGAUCCUCCGUAGUCUAGUGUUUGAUUUGGAGGAUGCAGCACAUUCCAGCGACGAUUGACGACCAGCUUUUUCUGAAGGCUAUUAGGGAAGAGAGCCCAUGGGAGAACCUGCCGAAGAGACUUCAACUGACGUUGACUUCAAAAGAAGAGUGGCAUAAAAGAAUCAUAGACUAUUGCAUCAGGAAGCGUCUACAAUGGAAUCAAUGUUUUGCACGUAAAGUCUGUAAAGAGGGAGAAUAUUAUGAAGAAAUGAUGCGCUAUCUGCGUAAGAAUCUUGCUUUAUUUCCCUAUCAUCUUGCAGAAUAUGUGUGUCGUGUACUGAGGGUGUCACCUUUCAGAUAUUACUGUGACAUGAUCUUUGAAGUUUUAAAGAAUGAGCAGCCUUAUGAUAGCAUCCCCAAUUUCAGUGCCGCAGAUGCUCUGAGGCUUACAGGAAUUGGACGUAAUGAAUACAUUGAUAUUAUGAACAAGUGCAGAUCAAAGAAAAUUAUGUGGAAGCUGAACAAGUCAAUUGCUAAGGAAUUGCUGCCCACACAGCCUGUAGAUUUCCCUGUCGAACCAUGGUGGGGAGUUUGCCUUGUUAACUUUACAUUGGAAGAAUUUAAGAAACUCACUGAAGAAGAAAUGGCAACUAUAGACAAGGUCUGCAAGGAGGAAGCAAAUUCAUUUGUUCUUUUUGAUCCUGACAUUGUUAAAGGUCUUUACAGAAGGGGAUUAGUAUAUUUUGAUGUUCCUGUUUAUCCUGAUGAUCGGUUUAAAGUUUCCAGGCUGGAAGGAUUUGUUUCAAACAGGGAACAGUCCUAUGAAGAUCCAAUAGAAGAGUUAUUAUAUGCUGUUUUUGUUGUCUCGAGUGAGAAUGCUACCGUUGCUGAGUUGGCUGCAACCCUCCAGGCUGACCUUUCUCAGCUCCAGGCUGCUGCAUCAUUUGCUUGCCGAUUAGGCUGGGCUGUAAAACUUUUGGAUCCGGAAUCCAUCCUUCGAGAUUCUGUCAUGCCUGGCUACCCUAGUAAUAUACUAAGUGAUGAUGAAGAGGCUUCUACUGCUAGCAUCAACUCAGAAAAGUCUGGCCAGCAUAGUCAUGAUCUAGUAAUUGAAAAGGAUAGAAUGAUUUCAGGCACUGCUCAUGUUGCUUUUGUUGUUGAUGCCAAUAUUACUUCCUAUUUAAUGAUGGGAUCUGUCUCACCAGGGUUGAAGUCUCAUGCUGUAACACUAUAUGAAGCAGGAAAACUUGGUGAUUCUAGUAUUGCAGAACUUUGCAGGGAUCUCUCAACUUUAGAGGGAAAAAAGUAUGAGGGUGAACUACAGGAAUUUGCUAACCAUGCAUAUAGCCUUCGAUGUGUUCUAGAGUGUCUUCGAUCUGGUGGUGUAGCUUACAAUGAGAAGUUUGACAUAGCGAGUAAUCCAACUGAUACACAUUCCUUCAUUGAUGACAUUACUUCAGUUGCAGCCGAAAUUAGCAUCUCUGAGGAAUCUGGUGAUUCUAAUGUAAAUGAAGCAAAUCAUGAUGACUCUUUGGAACACGGUCAUACUGAAGUUCCCCAGCCUGAUUUAUCUCCAGACAAAUCUGACUCUGUAAAUGGUUCUACUCCUGUAUGUUCAGGUACUUCAGCUGAAAAUAACACAUGCAAACCUGAUUAUAAUUUACAGAAUGAUCAGAGAGUUACGUACUCAGGUGGUUCAGAAAAUGAAAGGACUGUUCUAAAAAGAAAAAGGAAGUACCGUGUUGAUAUUCUUCGUUGUGAAAGCUUGGCCGCUCUUGCACCAGCAACACUAGAACGACUACUUCUUAGAGACUAUGAUAUCAUUGCAUCUAUGGUUCCACUUCCUGCCUCAUCAGUUUUACCUGGACCUUCAGGUCCAAUCCAUAUUGGACCACCCUCAUAUUCUUCAAUGACGCCAUGGAUGAAACUAGUUUUGUAUAGACUGAUGGUUAGCGGACCUCUGUCAGUUAUUCUGAUGAAGGGGCAGUGUCUGAGGUUUCUUCCUGCACCAUUAGCUGGUUGUGAAAAAGCACUAAUAUGGUCGUGGGAUGGUUCCAUAGUAGGAGGUCUAGGAGGCAAAUUUGAGGGAAAUUUGGUUAAUGGAAAUGUGCUUUUGCAUUGUUUAAACUCCAUGCUUAAGCAUUCAGCUGUUCUAGUACAACCCUUAAGUAGAUACGAUCUUGAUAGUUCUGGAAAGAUUGUCACAGUGGAUAUUGCAUUGCCGCUUAAGAACUUUGAUGGAUUGGUUCAACCUGUAGGGCUAGACAUGAAAUUAGACCAGGAGAGAAUUGCAAACUUAAAUUCAUUGUUAAAUGAUCUCUCAAGCAAAAUUGAGUUAUAUACAGUAGGUUACGUUCGCCUUAUACGACUCUGGAAGGGAAUACAAUCAGACGUGUUAACACCAGAUCAUGAACAAUAUGAAUGGGUUCCUUUGAGCUUGGAAUUUGGUAUUCCUCUAUUUAGUCCCAAAUUAUGUGGCAGAAUUUGUGAAAGGAUAGUUUCAUCACAUUUACUACAAACAGAUUCGCUUAGUGAGCACAAUGUUGCAAUGCAAAGUCUAAGAAGAAGAUUACACGAAUUAUGUUCUGAAUACCAAGCAACAGGUCCUGCUGCAAAGUCGUUUCACCACAUGGAACAUGUGAAGAAAUCACCUCGUCAACUGACAAGCUAUGCAAGUGGUAGAUGGAACCCACUGUUGGAGCCUUCAACAGCAAUCUCUGGAACCUCCAGUGAACACCAGAGGCUCAAGCUUGCAAAUCGACAAAGAUGCCAAACAGAGGUUCUGAGUUUUGACGGGAACAUACUCAGGGCCUAUGCGCUUAGUCCUGUAUAUGAGGCCAUUACACAACCUGAUGAAGGGUCGACCCUUGCCAGUGGAGUGAAACAUGAAUCCGAUGAGCUAGACAGCAGAGAAGUUGUCCUACCAGGUGUUAAUCUAUUGUUUGACGGGUCACAGUUGCACCCAUUUGAUAUAGGUGCAUGUUUGCAGGCUAGGCAACCUAUAUCACUAAUAGCAGAAGCUUCAGCAACAUCUGCUUCUCUUCAGGCAACCAGGAUACAAAAAUAACUUGUUCUUGAACUAUUUUCCAUGUACCAAUUCAAUUGGUGAGGCUGGCAUUUCUUCUAUCGGUUGUUCAGAUCUCUUUCUGCAUCACCAAUGAUUUGUUAUUUCAAGUUCUGAAAAUUUUCUGUUCCAGGGGUUCUUUAUUCGGGCAGGUGAGUCUGGUUGUGUCCCAGUAAUCUAUAUCAUAGAGGUUACUUGCUGAAGGUUGAUGAUGAAGAGAAGUGGUUGGUAAAAGAUAUUUUAAAUGCUCAAAUAGACAUGUGCUUACGAUCAGUUAUACCUGGGGAGCCCAGAAGUCUUAUGAUGUGAAUUAUAGUUGCUUUAAGCAGUUUUUUGGAAGAUUCUAUUGGUUCAGAAUAAGAUGUUCAAACCUUUCUUAAAAGUUUUCAGGGAAUUAGUGACACAGUAAAAUGAGUAUGAAAAUUAAAAGAAAAUAGAGGCGUUGUGGGCUUCUUUUCUAUUUAGUUUAUCGGCCAUUUCAUGUAUGCAUACAUUUCUUCUGAUAGUUUCGUCAGAUUGAGUCAUAAUUCAACUCUAUUAUUCUUUCUUUUAA
Messenger RNA from Musa acuminata AAA Group (dessert banana), 3883 nucleotides. RefSeq lists its product as uncharacterized. Bases 319 to 3333 code for a protein of 1004 amino acids. Lineage: Eukaryota; Viridiplantae; Streptophyta; Magnoliopsida; Zingiberales; Musaceae. The record is from RefSeq and is a predicted model, not a curated record. The transcript is spliced from 11 exons.